Messenger RNA from Anguilla anguilla (European eel), 951 nucleotides. It is a transcript of the gene mlnl, whose product is annotated as motilin-like. The transcript has 3 exons. The coding region runs from base 245 to 556 and encodes 103 amino acids. NCBI's taxonomy places the organism in Eukaryota, Metazoa, Chordata, Actinopteri, Anguilliformes, Anguillidae. The record is from RefSeq and is a predicted model, not a curated record.
CAUGGAGACGCAGAAAGCCGAUAAUGGAGAUCGUCGGAAAAACCGGACGUCGGGAGACAAUAAAUGACAAUAAGUGAUGCGAAGGCUGAUCGAUAUAAAGUGACCGGAACGCCCGUACCGAGUCAGAAAAGACCCACUGCUCUCUGAGGAACAGUCCGCUCUGAGAGACACCGCAAACCUGCACUGGAACCUCCACAGCCAGAGACCCCCGCACAGACAGAAGGAAGGAAGGAAGGAAGGAAGGAUGCGCUGCACGCUGAUUGGUGCCCUGGCCGCCGCGUUCCUCGUCGCCGCGCUGGUGGAGCGGGCGGAGAGCCACUUCACCUUCUUCAGUCCCAAAGAGAUGAGGGAGAUGAUGGAGAGAGGGAGAGCUGGUAAAAAGUCUGUGGACUUGGAGCCAAGGUCAGAGGAGGGGCAGUUUGAGGAAGUGGCCAUCCCAGAGCGGAGUGAGGAGGUGGGAGGAUCCCAGGUAAGACUCUUUCUGAUUCGCUGGCUGGGCCCAUGUGACAACUCAUUGACAGCUCAGGGAGGGCGGAAGACCCUAGGUAACAACUGACAAAUGGUGGGUUUCCAAAUAAUGGGAAAAGUAUUCAUCUGUUAACUACAGUGACCACUCACAACUAGUCUGCACUACAGAUGAUGUACACUAAGGGUGUCACACUCCAGUCCUGGGGGGCUGCAUUGGGGUGCAGGUUUAUAACUCUGGUCCUGGACGGCCGCAGUGUCUGCAGGUUUAACUCCAGUAUAUAAAUUAUGAUUUUUAAUUUCCUAGUGUUUUCAAUGAAACUUUGAUAGUAUCCAACCAAUGGUACAACUGAUGAGCUUUCUAUUUAUGCAUCAAACUCAUGAAUGGCAGGGAGCUAUAAGGUUAUUUUAUGACACUAAUGCUAUAUCCUUGAUAAACUGUUAUAUUUUCAAACAAGUAUUUUCCCCACAGUCUUAGUGUCUACU